Molecule: messenger RNA, 2648 nt
Organism: Racocetra fulgida
Lineage: Eukaryota; Fungi; Glomeromycota; Glomeromycetes; Diversisporales; Gigasporaceae
Source: the annotation of a GenBank genome assembly
GCUUUUCAUGGGUAGAAAAUCUAGAAAUAAAGAAGCUUUUUGAAUUUGUUUAUUCUUUAAUUAAAUUACCAUCACAAAAAAAUUUUAAUAGUCAAAUUUUAUCUGAAUCUGCACAAAAAAUAACUAAAUUAAUUAAAGAAAUAACACAAAAUGAUAAAAAAAAUAGUAUUACUCUAGCAUAUGAUGUUUUUACUAUGUGCCAAAUAAGAUCGAAACUUUUAUAUUCACAAAAUAUUCUUGGUAUUAACAAGUCACUAAAAACAUACAAACAAAAGAUUGAUAUUCUAUCUAAAAAUAAUGAACAAAUAAGUCUAAAAGAUAGUAAAGAGGAAUUAUUAUCAGAAGAUGACACUGAUAUAAAUAUGAGACAAAGUCAAAUAAAUGUUGAACAGCCAGAAUUAAAGGAUGAUGAUUAUAUGCAAUGUGAUUUGUUUAGCUUAAAUGAGUCAGAAGAUAAUUUAGCAACUAAAUGGAAAUUGGCAAAUAUUUUUGCUGAUUCAUUAGCUCAAUCCGCUUCUAUUAAUUUGCUUUUGGGAGAUCAAGAGGAUGGAAAAUCCCGAUGUUUUGGAUUUAUCGGAUAUCGCACGGAAAAAGAAGCAAAUGACGCUUUAAAUUAUUUUAAUAAUACUUUUAUUUAUACUUCAAGGAUCACUGUUGAACAUGCCAAGCCUGUUUGUGAUCCAACACUACCUAAGCCUUGGAGUGCUCAUAGUAUUGGUUCAUCAAGUUAUCAGAGAAAACAUUUUCAAAAAUCUGAGGCUAAUAGUGUGGAAAUAAUAAAAAAAAGAGUUAAAAAUGAUGAUCUUAAUGAUGAAAAGCUUGAAGAAUUUUUGGAAGUUAUGAAACCAAGAUCAAAAUCUAAAACUUGGGCAAAUGAUGAUUUAACAUUUUUGGAAUCUCAGCAGAGUUCGAAAAAUAUCAUUACAAAUGAUUCAGAUGAUGAACUUUAUCAAGAUUUACCAAAUAAACAUGAUAUAAUAAUUGAAAAUGAUACAAAUGAAUCGAAUGAUUCAAAAAAGCAUAAUAAAGAUAAAUUAUCUCGUGAGGAAGUUGAAUCGAGUAAGGGGUUGUCUGUAUCUGAUAUGGAGUGGAUUAGAAUGAAAAUGAGGAGAAGGUUAGAUAUAGAUGAUAAUGAUGAUGAUAAUGAUAUUGAUGUUUAUAAGAGUAAAAUCUUUUUAAAAGAUAACGAUGAUAAAAAUAAUAAAAUUGAUACUAAUCCAUCGCCAGAAAAUGAUGAUUCCAAAGAAAAUAAUAAUGAGAAAAAUGCUAAUCUAUCUGGCAGACCUACAGAGGUUCCACCUGAGGAAUCUAUUGGUGAAACUGGUAGAUUGUUUGUUAGAAAUUUGCCAUACAUAUGUUCAGAAGAGGACCUGCGAAAAGUAUUUAAUAAAUUUGGCCCACUUGCUGAAGUUCACAUUCCACUCGACAAGGAAACAAAGAACCAAAAAGGCUUUGCUUAUGUUUUAUAUCAUAUUCCUGAACACGCUGUAAAAGCUUAUAUUGAGUUAGACAAUAAAUUCUUCAUGGGAAGAUUAUUACAUAUUUUACCUUCUAGAGAAAAACCUCAAAUUCGUGAUUUGAACCCUGGUAGGUGGAAUUUAAAGAAAAAAAAAGAGAUGAAUCAGAAGAGCUUAGCUAGUAAUGACUUCAAUUGGACACAUCGAUUUAAUGUAAAAAAAUCAGAAAUUUUGGAUCCAGAAUCUGAUAACAUGGCUGCAAAGCUUGCUCUUGCGGAAACUCAUAUCAUCCAAGAAACAAAAUCAUUUCUUGAAAUGAAUGGAAUUUCCUUAAGUUCUUUUGGAAGAAAAGAAAAAAGUGAUACUAUUAUCUUAGUAAAGAAUAUUUCAUUUGGUGUGACAAAGGAGGAAUUACAACAAUUAUUUGGAUGGUAUGGAGAAAUAGGGCGUGUAACCUUAAUAGAAUUUUUACAUCCUUCAGAAGCCCGAAAUGCAUUCACAAACCUUGCAUAUAAAAAAUUUAAAGGAGUUCCUUUAUAUUUGGAAAAAGCACCAGCAGAUGUUUUUAAAAGUGAAACUGAUACAAACUUAAUGCCAACCGAUGAUGAUGCGAAAAAAGUACUUUCUUCAACAGAUAUAAUUGAAACAACUAUAAAUGAUGAUGAUGAAUCAUCUGAAGUAACUGCUACAUUGUUUGUCAAAAACAUAAAUUUUGAUACCACCGAGGAAGAGCUAAAAAAAGUAUUCAAGAAUACUCCUGGUAUGAGAUCUGCAAAAAUAAAAAUGAAAAAUGAUCCUAAAAAUCCUGAUGGUCAUACGUUACAAUUAAAAUUUUCAAAUCGUGGAUUAGAUACUGUACAGAGAAAACGUAAAGAGGAUGAAAUGAUGAAGAAAAAACAGGAAUCCACGAAAAUUAUUAUUAAAAAUGUUGCUUUUGAAACUACGAAAAAAGAGUUGAAAGAAUUAUUUGGAGAUGCAAGAAAUGUGAUGGAGCAAUUACAAAAUACACACUUAUUAGGUAGACAUCUCAUUCUUGAAUAUGCGGAUGAUGAUAAGAAUGUUGAAGAGUUGAGAGAGAAGAUUGGUAAAGAAUUUAUUGCAGAUAUUGAAGGUGGUGAUGGUAGGAUGAGAAAAAGAAAAAAGAUCGAUAUGGACGAUUGGGCAGAAAGCAGGGACGAUAUAGAAGAAUGA